UUGGAUGGCAACCAUGCUCCUGGUAGCAUUGAGUUUGCGAUUGAGCAGAAGCGGCUUGAGUGUGUGUCUGAUAUUCUCUUGGUUGGCAACGAUAUUCAGAUGAUUCUUGGGGCGUCGUACAUGAUUUCUGUGUUUUCAGUGGCUAGCAGUAUCGACACGUACCAUUUGCAUCUCGUGUUUGACAUUGUCAGCUUUGUUGGAGUCUCCAGCGCCGCCGCCCUCGUCUGCUGGACAUACUGCAAUGUCAGACUCCAUCGCCCGGCCAUUCCCCAAGACGUAUCAUCUCACCUCCUCUCCCGGCACUUCGCCUUCUUCCGCUCCGCCCACUUCACGCCCCGUCAUCGCGGCGCCUAUCUCUUCGCCAUGAUGUACCUCGUCCUCACCAUCCUCCUCUGCACCAACCUCGACAACUGGUCCCUCGACCACGAGCCCGGCCGCUGCUACUUCACCCACCUGGUCACAACCUCUUCUGCCGUCCACCCAUCUGCCGAUAUAAUCUACGUUUCCAUCACCGCCUCCUGGAUGAUCAUCGUCAUGCUCGCCGCUGCAUUUUCCGGCGCCCGCUGGCGCCACUCUAUCCUAAUCCUCGCUUUCUUGCAGUUCCCCGUCCACCUCUACAUGGCUCUGGCCUUGCGAUCCGCCAACCAGGGUAAGCUCGAAGGCGAGGUCCACGAGAACAACUGGGACUUUGGCCAGACUACCGCCGUCGUGCUGCUGGCAAUGGCCGUGCGAGAGCUCAUCGAUAAGUGCUCUGAGUUCUUCUUUUUUGAACGCGAUCUUCGCAAGAGAGGCGCCCUGCCC
Trichoderma virens Gv29-8 is the source of this 801-nucleotide messenger RNA. RefSeq lists its product as uncharacterized. The record is from RefSeq and is a predicted model, not a curated record. The annotation marks the transcript as partial. The transcript has 2 exons. NCBI's taxonomy places the organism in Eukaryota, Fungi, Ascomycota, Sordariomycetes, Hypocreales, Hypocreaceae.